Messenger RNA from Spinacia oleracea (spinach), 2610 nucleotides. RefSeq names its product putative elongation factor TypA-like SVR3, chloroplastic. The transcript is spliced from 14 exons. Gene Ontology annotation, molecular function: GTP binding; GTPase activity. NCBI's taxonomy places the organism in Eukaryota, Viridiplantae, Streptophyta, Magnoliopsida, Caryophyllales, Amaranthaceae. Bases 127 to 2196 code for a protein of 689 amino acids. Gene Ontology annotation, cellular component: cytosol; ribonucleoprotein complex. The record is from RefSeq and is a predicted model, not a curated record.
AUAUAAACAAACUCUACUUCCUGUGUUCAUUUUCCUCUUUUCAUUCUUCACUUCUCUCACUCGUCUCUCCCUACAAUUUUCUAGAGAGAAAACGAGGGAGAGCAGGAAGAAGUAGAGGAAGAAGAAAUGGAGUCUGCAAUUACCUUCUGUAAUCACAAUUCUCUCGCAUUUUCUCUCUCCAGAAACCCUAGUUCAUCCACAAAGCAUGCUGCUGCUACCAAAAUUGCUUCCUUAUCUUCUAAAUCGCCUAAUCAAUUGCUGAAUUGUAGCGCCUUAUCUUCGGCUUCGUUGACGAAGAAAUCUCCGGUUUUUCAUGUUCAGCACAAUUCUUAUGGAGGCUCGGUUCGGUGUUCUGUUGCUGAAUCAACUGCUGCUACACCUUCUGAGAAAAAGAGCCAGGUGAGGAGAAAUGACAUCAGAAACAUAGCUAUUGUCGCCCAUGUAGAUCACGGGAAGACUACUUUAGUCGACUCUAUGCUGAAACAAGCAAAGGUGUUCCGUGACAACCAAUUUGUUCAAGAGAGGAUAAUGGACUCUAAUGAUCUUGAACGUGAAAGGGGAAUCACCAUACUCAGUAAAAACACAUCAAUCGGAUAUAAAGAUACCAAAAUCAACAUCAUAGAUACUCCAGGGCAUUCUGAUUUUGGAGGUGAAGUGGAACGCAUACUGAAUAUGGUCGAAGGUGUUCUUUUAGUGGUGGACUCAGUUGAAGGUCCUAUGCCGCAAACAAGAUUUGUUCUGAAGAAGGCGUUAGAAUUUGGACUUGCUGUCGUGGUGGUAGUUAAUAAAGUAGAUAGACCAUCUGCUCGUUCUGAUUAUGUCGUCAAUUCCACUUUUGAACUUUUCAUUGAAUUAAAUGCAACAGAUGAACAGUGUGAUUUCCAAGUAGUAUAUGCCAGUGGCAUUAAGGGGAAGGCUGGACUCUCUCCUGAUAAUUUGGCAGAUGAUCUUGGACCCCUUUUCGAGUCUGUAAUCAGAUGCAUCCCUGGGCCACGUAUUGAAAAAGAUGGAGCCUUACAAAUGCUUGUUACGAAUAUAGAGUACGAUGAGCACAAAGGGAGAAUAGCGAUUGGACGCUUGCAUGCAGGUGCUCUUGAAAGGGGAAAGGAUGUCAAGGUAUGCACAUCAGAAGAUACAUGCAGAUAUGCUAGAGUAAGUGAGCUUUUUGUGUAUGAGAAAUUCCUGAGGGCUCCUGUGGAGUCUGUAGAAGCAGGAGAUAUAUGUGCUGUUUGUGGAAUUGCAGAUAUUCAGAUCGGAGAGACAAUUGCUGAUAAAACUUUUGGGAAACCGUUACCUGCAAUAAAGGUUGAGGAGCCAACCGUCAAGAUGUCAUUCUCAAUCAACACUUCUCCAUUCGUGGGUCGUGAGGGAAAAUAUGUUACAAGUAGAAACCUCAGGGAUCGGCUCUACCGAGAGCUUGAGAGAAACUUGGCAAUGAGAGUUGAAGAUGGAGAAACUUCUGAUACUUUCAUUGUUAGUGGGCGAGGAACUCUGCACAUUACGAUAUUGAUAGAGAAUAUGAGAAGAGAAAAAUAUGAGUUCAUGGUUGGUCCCCCAAAAGUUAUUAGCAAAAGGAUCGAUGACAAGUUAUACGAACCUUUCGAGGUUGCAACAGUGGAGGUGCCAGAAGAGCAUAUGGGUGCCGUUGUUGAACUUCUGGGUAAAAGACGUGGACAAAUGUUUAACAUGGAGAAUUUCGGGUCUGAAGGAACAACAAUACUGAGGUAUAAAAUGCCAACCCGUGGUCUUCUUGGAUUACGAAAUGCAAUUUUAACUGCUUCUCGAGGCACUGCAAUCCUGAAUACGAUAUUUGAUGGUUAUGAGCCAUGGGCUGGUGACAUCAAUACUCGUGAUCAGGGUUCACUGGUUGCGUUUGAAGAUGGUACUAGUACAACUUAUGCCCUCGCCAGUUCACAAGAGAGAGGCAAAAUGUUUAUUGCUCCCGGAGUAGAAGUUUACAAAGGUCAGAUUAUUGGCAUUCAUCAAAGACCUGGUGAUCUGUCACUGAAUGUGUGCAAGAAGAAGGCUGCAACGAAUGUUCGUUCAAACAAAGAAGUUACAGUGGUUCUUGAUACACCAAUUGAUUACAGUCUUGACGACUGUAUAGAGUACAUUCAAGAGGAUGAACUUGUGGAGGUCACCCCAUUAAGCAUCCGUAUGUGCAAGAACCCAAAGUUGGCAAAGAAAGGCAGGUGAAACUAACUACCAUCUGCUCCUAAGUCACCUGGGGACAUACUGGAAUGUACCUUUUGCUACAUAGGAAGAUGAGAUUUUUGUUCACAACUCCUAUUAAGUUUGAGGUUAGUAUCAUAUCUGAUAUGAUGCAAACAUUUGGACAUAAUCGAGGAUGGGGCAUCAGGAACUAUCAUAUAACGUUACGGUUAUACCAUAUUGUUUCUUACCAGAAGGUAGGAUAAACGAAGUCAGCAGCAUAAUGUUUGCCUAUACAACAAGAACAGGUGUUCUUGCGGUCUUUUUGGUGUGCAAUUACUCAUAUAUGUAUUACUACAGAUCAAACAGUACAUUGCUGAUUGUCACUAAAAAUAAUCCUCCCAUUAUGUACGAGUACUUGAUUUAUAUGAUUGCCAAUUUCAAUUGUUGGACAUGUCA